Arachis stenosperma is the source of this 2871-nucleotide messenger RNA. Its product is annotated as protein EIN4-like. The record is from RefSeq and is a predicted model, not a curated record. Lineage: Eukaryota; Viridiplantae; Streptophyta; Magnoliopsida; Fabales; Fabaceae. Gene Ontology annotation, molecular function: ethylene binding; phosphorelay sensor kinase activity; ethylene receptor activity. Gene Ontology annotation, cellular component: endoplasmic reticulum; endoplasmic reticulum membrane. Bases 226 to 2523 code for a protein of 765 amino acids. Gene Ontology annotation, biological process: phosphorelay signal transduction system; response to ethylene. The transcript is spliced from 2 exons.
UUCUUUUUUUUUUUUGAUUCUCUGUCUCUCUCUCUCUCUCUCUCUCUACAUUCAGAAUAAAAAUGCUUCGCUUCUGGAAGAGAGAGUAGGCAAUGAAAGCUUCUUCAAAUUCUGGGAAUGCUGCUUCUUGAGUUUGACGGAUUCUAAUCAGGUUCGGCUAGGCAACCGUCUUCCUCAUUUAAUUUCUUCUGAGAUCUUUGAAUAAAAUUAUUAGUAUGAAGGAUAAUGCUUAGAAUUAUUUGUGGCAUGGAAACAAGAGUGGGUCGUAGCAUUGUGUUAUUGUUCUUGUUGGUGGUGCUUGGUUGUGUUUCUGGGAAUGAUUCUGGAGAAUACGACAACUGCAACUGUGAUGAUGAAGAAGGGAUUCUAAGCAUACAAAACAUACUAGUUGGGCAGAAAGUGAGUGACUUUCUGAUCUCCAUUGCAUAUUUCUCCAUACCCAUUGAGCUACUUUACUUUGUGAGCCGUUCCAAUGUCCCGUUUAAACUGCUGUUUCUUCAGUUCAUAGCAUUCAUUGUGCUGUGUGGAUUGACCCAUUUGCUCAACACCUAUUCCUACCAUGGGCCUCCUUCUUUCCAACUUGUGGUUUGUCUCACAGUUGCUAAGUUCCUCACUGCCCUUGUUUCUUGUGCAACUGCAUUGACCCUUCCACCAUUGAUCCCUCUCCUACUUAAGGUCAAGAUCAGGGAGCUCUUCUUGAGGCAGAAUGUCUUGGAGUUGGAUCAGGAGGUUGGAAUGAUGAAGAAGCAGAAGGAGACGAGUUUGCACGUUCGGAUGCUCACCAGGGAGAUUAGGAAGUCCCUUGAUAAGCAUACUAUCUUGUACACCACGCUUGUCGAGCUCUCCAAGGCGCUGGAUUUGGACAAUUGUGCGGUUUGGAUGCCAGAUGAGGAGAGAAGGGAAAUGCAUUUAACACACGAAUUGAAAGCGAACCCGUCGAGGGAUUUUCGCAAUUAUGUCCCCAGGAACGAUUCGGAUGUUUUGGAUAUAAAAAUGAAUAGGGGGGUGAGGAUUUUGCGGCCAGAAUCUGCGCUGGGAAUUGCGAGUAAUGGCGGCCAUGGGGGCACUGGGGGUGCAGUGGCAGCUGUUCGAAUGCCCAUGCUUCGCGUUUCGAAUUUCAAAGGCGGGACCCCGGAGAAGGUUGAGACAUGUUAUGCUCUACUGGUUUUGGUUCUUCCAAAAUCAAACUUCCGUGUUUGGACUCACCAAGAGCUGGAGAUAGUGGAAGUUGUUGCUGAUCAGGUAGCUGUGGCCUUGUCUCAUGCAUUCAUUCUUGAAGAGUCACAGAGAAUGAGACAGAAACUCGCGGAGCAGAACCGAGUGUUGCAGCAGGCUAGAAAGGAUGCAAUGAUGGCCAGCCAAGCGAGGAAAGCGUUUCAGAAAGUGAUGAGUCAUGGAAUGCGGAGGCCUAUGCAUUCCACUCUGGGGCUUCUUUCGCUGUUACAAGAUGAAAAUAUGAGACCUGAACAGAAGAUUAUUGGCAACUCAAUGUUGAAAGUUAGCAGGGUGCUCUCAAAUUUAAUUAAUGACGUAGUAGGGAUUUCAGAGAAUGAAAAGGGAAGCUUUUCAUUAGACAUGAAACCUUUCCUUCUACAUUCAAUGUUGAAGGAAGCCGCUUGUAUUGCCAAGUGUUUGUGUGUAUAUAAAGGCUUUGGUCUUGAGAUUGAUGUCCAGAAAUCUUUGCCUGAUCAGGUUGUAGGUGAUGAUGAGAGGGCCUUACAAGUAAUUCUGCAUAUGAUUGGCGAUUUAUUGAACACAUACCAUCAAGGGAACCUCAAGUUUCGUGUCUUUUUAGAAAGUUAUGGUGGAGAUAAGGAUGAUAAAAUCAAUGAAGCAUGGAAUAUGAGGAAUCAAAAUGAUUAUGUACAUAUCAAAUUUGAUUUUCAGGUAAUUAGUAGUUCUCAAUCGGAGGAGCUGGUUCCAACCAUAAAUUAUGCCAGUAGUGGGUACCACAACAAUGAACAAACAGAGGGCAUGUGCUUCAGCUUGUACAGAAAGUUGGUGGAGAUGAUGCAAGGUUAUAUCUGGAUAUCACCAAAUCCUCAGUGUUUGCCACAAGGCAUGACACUUCUUCUGAAGUUUCGGAAAGCACCAAUGCUCGGAAAAUCCAUAGUUGCGCCAAGAGAUUAUUCGAACUCGCAGUUUAGAGGCCUUAAGGUUGUGUUAGCCGACGAUGACUGUGUAAACCGGAUUGUGACGAAGAAGCUACUCGAGAAGCUUGGAUGUCAAGUAACUGCCGUUUCAUCGGGUUUCGAGUGCCUGAGUGCCAUAAGCGCCUCAAACAACUCGUUCCGAAUAAUCUUGUUAGAACUUCAUAUGCAUGACAUGGAUGGUUCUGAUGUGGCAGGGCGGAUCCGGAACUUCCAUAAGUGGCCCUUGAUUGUAGCCCUUUUGUCGAGUGCCGAAGAACAUGAGAAGCAGAGAUGCAUUCAGGUUGGAAUAAAUGGAUUUGUGCACAAACCUGUACAACUUCAUGACAUGGCUGAUGAACUUGGAAGAGUGCUGCAACGUGCCGGUGCAUAAAGGCGUAAACAGUUUUAAUUUAUGUUCCUCAAAAUCUAUAACUAGAAGUAGAACCUGUAUAGAAUAUAGGGACCUUUUUGGGAACUUAAAAACAAUAAAUAUAAUAAUAAAACAUAAUUAUAGUGGGUCCACUUUUCUGGACAUUUCUAUGAUUGUGGUUCUGGUACCAUGAUUAAUUAUAGCUUUGUUAGCGGAAAUGAUCAAUUUAGGUCUUUGUUCCGGUGUAGAUUACAAGAUUCUUCUAUACACGUGUAGAAUGCAUAGCGUCAAGCUCCAAGGUAGGACUGCUGCAAGACACGGCCAAGUAUGACGACAACUUCUGAGAUAGUGGGGCUUAGUGAUAUAGGU